AGGAGGAAGGGCGUACCAACGCGACAAGAAAGAAGGGGGACCGGCGAAGAUUCCAUGGCGGCCAGUUACCCGUAUGGCCAGGGUUUCCCUGGGUCUGCAGGACAGGUUCCAGGAGCAACACAAGGUGGCUACCCUGGAGGCCAGUAUGGAGGUGGACUGCCUUCUGGGGGACCGUAUAGGGGCCCAGCACCUGGAGGCCCGUAUGGAGCACCAUCCAGUGGAGGACCGUAUGGAUACCCUUCCUCUGGCCCUGCUGGUGGAAUGUAUGGAGGUGGCCCAGCCCCAGGAGGGUCAUAUGGACAGCCUGCUAAUCCUUACGGUACUCCCCAACCUGGGCCCUAUGGGGCAGGUGGUUCUGGAGGCCACGUUCCCCCUGGCGUGGACCCAGAAGCUUUCUCUUGGUUCCAGAGUGUAGAUGCUGACCACAGUGGAUACAUCUCGACCAAGGAGCUCAGGCAGGCCCUCGUCAACUCCAACUGGUCUGCUUUCAGCGAUGAUACUUGCUUGAUGAUGAUGAACAUGUUUGACAAAAGCAAGUCUGGCCGGAUGGAUCUCUAUGGGUUUUCAGCCCUGUGGCGUUUCAUACAACAGUGGCGGAAUCUGUUCCAGCAGUUCGAUCGGGACCAUUCGGGAAGCAUUAAUGGUAACGAGCUGCACCAAGCUCUUUGCCAAAUGGGAUACAACUUGAGCCCCCAGUUUUCCCAGCUGCUGCUCUCCCGUUAUUCUCAGAAGGCUUCCCAUCCUGGCGUCCAGUUGGACCGCUUCAUCCAGAUCUGCACUCUCCUCCAGACCAUGACCGAGGCCUUCCGGGAGAAGGAUACUGGCAUGACAGGCAACGCACGGAUCAGCUACGAAGACUUCCUGAUGAUGUCGGCUACUCGCAUGUUGUGAAACCUUUCCUUUUGAGAAACAAAGGAUAGGGAUGGCACUGAGGACCCUGUAGAGGACUGUUGGCAUUUCCAGCAAGAUGGAGGAGGAAGGGCCAGCUUGUGGUGAUGAAGGAAAUUGAAACCACCAUCCUUUAUCUGUAUUUCUGUAACGCUGAUGCCUCAGUUCUGCAAAUGGAUUCUUUGAAAUUGUUCUGCAGCUGAUAUAUUUGAUCGUUGUGGAUUGUUGUUGCUCCGUAUAACUCCUAGGGAAAAAAUUACCGACACUACCAGUUUUCCCCAAUGAGGCGUUUUCCAAGAUACAUUGGAAUUUAAUUCCCAGAAUCCCUUGGCCGUGGUGGCUGGGGAUUCUGUUUGAGUCAAAGUCCAAAACAUCUGGAGGCACCAGGUCGGGGGAAAACAUCACUAUGGCACCUGAUACCCUCUUCCCUAGAGCUUCCUCCUUUGGCCCCAGGUAUAAAGUCAUAUAAACUUCACUUUAGAAUUAUCUUCCAGCUUCCGAGCAAGUAGCCUGGCAUGAUGAAUGAUGGCUCUUCCUUCUGAAUUUUCCACCGCAUACGGCUAUGAAUUAACAUUGGCCUGCCUUGGACAGAGCUGAUUUCCAAAGCAGAAAGUGCCCCGUCAGGACUGAGCCUGGGGCGUGCAACGCUUUCCUCUUUAGAGCAGCCCGGAUUCUGGUCCUCGGUGCCCAUUUCAAGUCCAGCUCCCAGUUUGCCAUUGGGAGGUAACCAGGCCUCCCACCAAAGUUUCUUUUUCAAGGGGGGCAUUCUUGGUAAUCUUCAUCUCCCUUUUCACUUCAAAACUGCAGGUGCUCUUGCCAAUCAUUAAUUUAGAUGCUUGUCUUUUCUCUUGCCAACAUUUUGCUUGUAAUCUUCAUAGUGGCCGAAAUCAUGGUUAACGAUGUGCCAGCCAGAGAUUUAUACUUGAAUAUAUCGUACAAUAAAAAAUCUCAAGCACUGUGA
Messenger RNA from Candoia aspera, 1849 nucleotides. It is a transcript of the gene PEF1, whose product is annotated as penta-EF-hand domain containing 1. Gene Ontology annotation, molecular function: calcium ion binding. Gene Ontology annotation, biological process: COPII vesicle coat assembly. The transcript has 5 exons. The record is from RefSeq and is a predicted model, not a curated record. Lineage: Eukaryota; Metazoa; Chordata; Lepidosauria; Squamata; Candoiidae. Bases 55 to 891 code for a protein of 278 amino acids.